AGCAUGACGACAACAGCGACAGCUACACCCAGCGGCGCAGGAAAUUGUUAGUCGCCAAAGGCAUAGAACAAUCUAGCAUGUUGUGAUUCAAUGUGCCGCUUCGAACUUCUCGGCACCUUCAUUUUGCUCAAACAGGACCUCAUUGAUAGAUUCCAAGGUCGUCGAGGGGACAGAGUUCCGUAUGCAGCAGCAAACGCCUGGUAGACAGAAUCUGCUAAUAUUUACCAGAUGCAAAUCCCCACCAUGCUCCACGAAAUUCUCCUCUCGCUCUCCGGGCACCCCUCCCCUCUCCUCACCGCCGACCACUCAUCCCCCACUUCAAUACUCUCCCCUCCCGAGAAAGCCCUCCUCUCCUCCAUCGCCCACCUAAGCAAUCUCCACUGCAAGCUGCUUGCACAUACAGCUACUAUAGCCGGCUCGCACCCUUCCAGUAUCUGUCAGGCUGUAGCGACGGCUAUCAAAUCGACGCACCUGGCGAAGUUCCAGCGGAAGGUCUUGGAAGUGGAAGAUGGUAUUUUGAGGAAAGAUGCAGGGAUUGUGGGGGCGUAUAACAUUGUGCCGUUGACGGCUAUUGUGGGGGAGUUCUCCGGGUGGACUAGGAGGAUGGAGUGGUUUCUUGAGGUGGUGGAGUUUAUGAUGAGGGGUGGUAGUGGUGGAGGGGAUGGGAAGAAUUGUAGUGGUGCGAUGGUUAUUGAUCGGUUGUGUGAGUCUAUGCAGACGGGAUAUGUGGAUAUUGAAGAGGCGGCAUUGAGUUUGGUGCGGGUUGCGGAGACGGCGUGGUUGAAGCAGGUUUCUGCUUGGGUGCUGUAUGGGAGGUUGCCUAGCUUUGGAAGGGAGGACUUUUUUGUUCAAGUAGUGAAUGGGGAUAUUCAGGAAUAUCAAAGCAGGCCAGAACUAUUACCUGCGUUUGUGUCGACGUCAACAGCAAACUCGUUGCUCUUUAUAGGCCGAUCCCUCAACCACAUUCGAGUCAAAGGUGUAUCUAGUGCGAAGUCUCCUGAAUUGGAUCUGCUAUCAUCUCAUCUACAGCAGCUUUCAACAUUGAAAUUUCCAAUCAACAGCGCACACUUCUCCAGGGUUAUCACUUCCAUCCGGAUUUCGUUAUCUCAGACAACACUGCAAAAACUUCUACCUCUCAGCAAAGUGGUUGAAAUAUUGUCUCUUUUGCGGGAAUUCUUCCUACUUGGUCGUGGCGAGUUUGCAAUUGCCCUGAUCACCGAGGCGGAUGAUAAGAUCAGGUCAAGAUGGAGACGAGCUGAUAAUCUUGGCUACGAUAAGCGAGAUGGGAUGGGCAACAUCGUCGUGAAGGACGGCGAGGUUUCUGCGGUUCUAGCACGCACGUGGGCCGCGAUGGGAGCUCUUCAAGGCCAAUACGAGGAUGAGCAGGACGAAGACGAACUUCUUGAACUCGCCAGAGACCUCGUCCAGCUGUCUAUUACGAAGUCAAGCUCAACGACCCCCUCCAAAGGACAGCAAUCUGCAUCUACGAUUGUUUCCACACCCUUCAAGAAUCUAUUAAUUUCGGUACCUGUCUCGCUAUCACUACAUAUUCCCUCUCCGUUGGAUCUGUUUCUCACGCCUGCGGAUGUCCAAACCUACUCGAGUGUUAAUGCGUAUCUCUUGUCGAUACACAGAGCACAUCUGCGUCUGACAGAUCUUUGGAAAAUUACUUCACUACGCCGAGAUCACCCGGCUCCACCAGGGCCUCCUUAUGGCAGCUCGACUGCUGGGCGAAAUAAAGUCCGAACAAUGCGAAAUCGUGGUAAAGAGCGAUCCCAAGCCAUGCGUAGCGUCUGGGCAACUAGUAGCGCAGCUGUUUUCUUCCUGGGGGAGACAGAAGCAUAUCUUCAAGGAGAAGUUGUUAAGGGUACAUGGGAUGGCUUCAAGACCUGGCUUGGUGGCGCACAGUCGCGACCCACCUCUGCAAAAAGCUCAGGUGACGACGGCGACGAUAUAUGGCUCCAAGCAGCACGAGAACCACGCCAACAAGCUGGGAAUAUAAACACUCAUGAUCCACAGACUCUCGCCGACGCCCAUAGGAGAUAUCUAUCCGCGCUGGCGACAAGUCUACUCCUAACAAAUUCCUCAUUCACCGAUCCACUCUACCACCUCCUUCAACAAAUCGACCAUCUCGUCGCUCUAGUCUACCGCGUCCACUCUAUCUGGCAGUCACUAGAUCUGGAAACCGAUGAGGGUGUCGUCGAUGCCUUCUCGGAUUUCCACAAGGAGGAGAGGGAUAUCAAAGAGCAGCUGGUUACUGUUGCGAAUCGGGUGAAGAGCGGGAUUGAGGAAUUGGUUAAGAAUUUAAGGGAUAUUGAUCAAGAGAAGGAGGGCUGGGAUAAUGGUUUUGCGGAAUUGGUACGUGGCGAGGAGGGCGCGUAUGUGCCGACUAAGGUUGGGAGGGUGGAUCGGUUGUUGAUGAAAUUGGAUUUUGGGGGAUGGUUUGAUGGGGCGAAGAAGGAUGGGGUAGAUCUUGGGUUGGGGGGUGAUGAUAGUGAUUAUGACAUAUGAGGGAUGAGGGAUGGGGCAUAUAUGUAUGUACGUAUGUGUGUGUAUACCUGGUGAUACGAUACCCCGGCGUUUGGAAGGCAUUGUGGCAGGUAUUAUGGCAGGCACGAAUGAACAAUUUAUGAUAUUCAUGACGAUUGGUCAAUUGUUCUCGCGGAACGAGAAUGCAAACAAAAAGAACCAAAGUGACUGACGUCGAAAUAUAUCUAGAAGAAGAAAAAAC
Messenger RNA from Cadophora gregata, 2731 nucleotides. RefSeq lists its product as uncharacterized. The record is from RefSeq and is a predicted model, not a curated record. The transcript is spliced from 2 exons. Gene Ontology annotation, biological process: spindle assembly; microtubule nucleation; cytoplasmic microtubule organization. The coding region runs from base 229 to 2511 and encodes 760 amino acids. Gene Ontology annotation, cellular component: centrosome; spindle pole; gamma-tubulin complex. NCBI's taxonomy places the organism in Eukaryota, Fungi, Ascomycota, Leotiomycetes, Helotiales, Ploettnerulaceae. Gene Ontology annotation, molecular function: microtubule minus-end binding; gamma-tubulin binding.